Penicillium bovifimosum is the source of this 954-nucleotide messenger RNA. RefSeq names its product DUF1183 domain protein. Gene Ontology annotation, cellular component: endoplasmic reticulum membrane. The record is from RefSeq and is a predicted model, not a curated record. Gene Ontology annotation, biological process: regulation of store-operated calcium entry. NCBI's taxonomy places the organism in Eukaryota, Fungi, Ascomycota, Eurotiomycetes, Eurotiales, Aspergillaceae. The coding region runs from base 1 to 954 and encodes 317 amino acids. The transcript has a single exon.
AUGCGCAUCCUCCCCUCACUAGCAGCCGCAGCUCUGCUCCUCAUACCCCCAGCAAUCGGAAUUCCAAAUUCCACACCACCAGGCAAAGAUGCCAUUCUCCUCUCAAACGUGCAAACCCUAACCCUCCGCGCCCACCGCAUGACCAGUUCACGACGCACCGCGGCAAUCCCGCAACUCAGCUGCGCCGGCCCCUCAAAACAAAUAUGCAACCUCUACCAGCCCGAAACAAUGCGCUGCACGAACCAAGGCUAUGAUUACGACGCCGAAGACGUGCAGUGGACGUGCACGGCUAAUCUGCCGCCGGAGUUCAAGCUCGGCGCAACGGACGUCAUAUGCGAGGGGUAUCGGAGUGCAGACGAUAAGUGGGUGCUGAAGGGGAGCUGUGGAGUUGAGUAUCGACUGCUCUUGACAGACGCUGGGGAGAAGAGGUUCGGAAAGAAGGGCUAUGGGGAUGAGGAGUGGGCUUGGGGUGCUGCGAGAGGGUAUAAGGGUAUGGCGGGGUACCGGAAGAUCAUGGCUGUGCUAGGUGAUUUGAUUUUCUUCGGGUUUAUCUGUGCUGUGUUUGUCAUGAUUUUCUGGCCCAUGUUAGCUCGGCUUCUCGGGUGGGGAAAUCGUGGUAGAGGCGCUGGCCGCGGAUGGGGAGGGUUCUGGGGAGGAGGCGGCGGCGGCGGAGGAGGAGGUGGUGGUGAUGAUCCCCCACCUCCGUACAGCAGUUUCGAUCCCCGUAAAACCGCCGCACGGCAGCAGGGCUGGUCACCUGGGUUCUGGACUGGAGCGCUGGGUGGUGCGGCGGCUGGUUAUCAGAUGGGGAGACGAGCGGAUAGUGGAUCACGAUGGGGUUCGUCGAUGGGCAGGUCUGAUCGCUAUGACCCGGGCGAAGGUAGCUCGCGCUCCCCGCCGCAGUUCUCGUCUACGACUGCUAGUACUGGCUUUGGGUCGACGAGGCGCAGGUGA